AUGGGACAGAUUGGUUCAGCGUUAGCCAAACCUUUUCGUAAUUUUAACGCCGUACACAGAGCCAGUAAAGUCUUGGAGAGACGACAGAAAGUUGCAGAGGCCCCACCAUUGUAUCCCUCUGUUGCGGAGAAGGUGUCCCGUUUUAGAAAUGAGCAUCCUGAAUUCCUUGAGGCUCAGAAGCACAGAGAUGAAAAAUUGCAUGAACAUUUGAAGAAUAUUCAUGUAGAAUCAUCACAAACUGUACAGCAACUAACAUCAACGAAAGCACUUCCAUUAAAUCGGACAACACCAGCAGAGACAGACAUGGGUGCUAUGGAAGCACAGACACAUGUUGAAGGGCGUGCCAGUUUGAAGACUGUUCUGAGCUUUUUGGAACAGCACAGAUCUAGCCCUAACGAGUUCACAGCUUCUAGGAUUGCUAGAGAGCAUGGUUUGGAGGAGAAGGAUGUGGAGAAUGUUCUACGCUACAUCAAAGUCCUUAACUUGUUUAUACCCAAUGAGAUGUAUGAAAAGAAUAAGAAAAUGGCCAAGCUUGUAGCAGAACAGAUGAAACAAGCAUCUCCAUUUGCAUCUUUUACUAUGCCGAAGAAACUACAAGAUGGGAUGCUGAAAAAAAUUGAAGACAAGAAGUCAGAAAGUGACCUUUCACCCACAAAAAUAUAA
Messenger RNA from Candidula unifasciata, 663 nucleotides. The record is from the annotation of a GenBank genome assembly. NCBI's taxonomy places the organism in Eukaryota, Metazoa, Mollusca, Gastropoda, Stylommatophora, Geomitridae.